AUGCCUUUGGAGCAGGAUGACCAGGAACGGGUGCGUCGGGCGAUGGAGGAGGUCGGAGCUGACAAGACUGGGACUCGUCUACUUGUCUUGAACGUUUCAGAGUCGCAAAAACUAGGAUACUGGACCAUCAUCUGUACGGUCAUAAACCGAUCCGUUGUCAUUGGAAUGUGCGCCCUCUUGGUCUGGCUUCAGUUUGCUCUAUCAGUCCCAAAAUUCCUGCUUCGGAAUAGGAACGACGAUGAUUCUCCGGCUGAAGGCGAAUCCUUGCAGUGUGUUCCAAGGUCUGGAGGCGAAAAGAACUUCCUCGAGUACGCGUAUGGCUCUAACAGGCUUCGAAAAUUGCGGACCACUUGCAUGUAUGGCCUCAUUUAUGUGGUUUUGGGAAAUCUCACCGGUAAUACGAUUGCCUUUGGAACCUACUGUCUCGAAGCUGCCGGCAUCAGCGGCGGUGGAGACUCCUUAACACGGGGUUUAGCUGUGGUUUGCAUGACUGCCGCCUGUCUCCUGCACGCCAGCUAUCGGCAGGGUGGCAUCUACACGAUCAUUGUCAUUGGAAUAUUCAAGGUAUGCAUCCUCGUGGCAAUCAUUGUAAUAGGGUUCGUGGCUAUGGCCGGAAAGUCGUUCGGCUAUGGAUCAGCACACGGUGAGACAAUCGUCAACGCGACCUCCCAAAAUGGGCCCUCGAAUCUCGCUGCGAGUACCUCUUUUUCACAUGCGAAGAAGGACUUCGGCAGCUAUGCAAGCUCGAUCCUUUUCGUCAUCUAUACUUACAGCGGGAAUGAACAACCUUUCUAUGUGAUAAGCGAAGUUAUCCGCCCCAAGAAGAUCUUUGCCAAAGCAUCCAUCUCUGCCGUGUCCCUGACCAUCAUCCUCUUUAUGCUCGUUAACAUUGCAUAUCUUGGUAUUGUUUCCUACGAUCCGGAAUUGACAAUCCAAUGCCUGUCCAUCAAAGAUUCAGUUGACAAGUUCAAUCCCAACCUCGUCAAUGAUGUUAUUAUGGACCCUACAAGAAUUAGAGACAAAUGCAAUUUGGACAUGGCCACUGUCUUUUUUGCUGCAAUUUUUGGACCGGGUCUCGCUUCUCGCGUCAUGGCAGCUAUCAUUGCAAUCUCGAUAUUUGGGAAUGUCGUCGUGAUGACGUUCACGGCGUCAAGGGUGAAACAAGAGAUCGCCAAGGAAGGAGUUAUUCCAGGCUGGCGUUUCUUUUCUCGCAACGUCACCACCCCUUGGGCGCAUCUGCGCCAACGCUUCUGGCCCAGGGAGGGCUACGAGCCAGAGCAAAGUCCCGCUCCGGCUCUCCUGCUCCACUGGAUAUUCUCCAUGAUCUUGCUAGGGGCUACCUCCGGAGAAACUGCUGACGUCGCCUACCAAAUCCUCGUUGCGCUCUACGCAUACACCAUUGUGAUUCUGGUUGGCUUCUUUACCGCCAGCGGUUUCCUCUACGUGUACUUCUUCGGCGAGGAUGGCCAUUGGGUCGAGCGGUCAGGAUUCAACUGGGGUGGGCCAUUCCCUGCUGCUAUCUAUGCGGCAAUCUGCGCAUUUUUCAUCUUCGCCCCUUUCGUACCGCCAGGCGAGGGCUCGCCGUACUUGAACGAAGUCAAAUGGUUUAUCGUUCCCACUGUUGGCCUUGGCUUCAUGGUGCUAGGAUACGUGUACUACUUGGGUUUGAUGCAUGUGGUUCCGCGGCUGUUCAUGAAGAAUAAAGUGCUCAUUGCAGACCGGGAAGCCAUCAUAGUUCGCGAGCAUGGUGAGUAUGUAGUGUAUCUCGAGAUUGUGGAUGCGAGUUGGGAGACUCGUCCCGGAUCGGCAAAUGAGUCAGACGUGGAAAUGCAUACCUUCCAGGUGAAGGAUAAUAAGAAGGAGGAGAAUAACAAAGAGGAGGAUAGCAAGGAGGAGGAUAGCAAGGAGGAGGAUAGCAAGGAGGAGGAUAGCAAGGAGGAGGAUAGCAAGGAGGAGGAUAGCAAGGAGGAGGAUAGCAAGGAGGAGGAUAGCAAGGAGGAGGAUAGCAAGGAGGAGGAUAGCAAGGAGGAGGAUAGCAAGGAGGAGGAUAGCAAGGAGGAGGAUAGCAAGGAGGAGGAUAGCAAGGAGGAGGAUAGCAAGGAGGAGGAUAGCAAGGAGGAGAAUAUCAAGGAGGAGGAGGAUAUUAAGGAAAGAAAAGGAUAUUAA
This is a messenger RNA of Endocarpon pusillum Z07020, 2166 nucleotides long. RefSeq lists its product as uncharacterized. Gene Ontology annotation, molecular function: L-amino acid transmembrane transporter activity. NCBI's taxonomy places the organism in Eukaryota, Fungi, Ascomycota, Eurotiomycetes, Verrucariales, Verrucariaceae. Gene Ontology annotation, cellular component: membrane. Gene Ontology annotation, biological process: amino acid transmembrane transport. The coding region runs from base 1 to 2166 and encodes 721 amino acids. The record is from RefSeq and is a predicted model, not a curated record. The transcript has 6 exons.